This is a messenger RNA of Symbiodinium necroappetens, 1230 nucleotides long. Lineage: Eukaryota; Dinophyceae; Suessiales; Symbiodiniaceae. The record is from the annotation of a GenBank genome assembly.
CUGGUGGAGACGGACAUCUACCACCACUCUGCGGCUGUUCAAGCAACCGGCCGGCAGCGAAAGUGGCAGAAGGCCGUGGAUCUGCUUCGCAGUGUCCCGGAAGUCGCCCUUCAUCCCAGUCCGGUUAGCUACAGCAAUGGCCUCAACGCAUCCUCCGACCAGUGGGCCUUGGCAGUGUGCCUCUUGCGGAGCAUGCGAGGUCGCUUGGUGGAGGCUGAUGCUUUCAUUUAUGGAGCUGCCAGCAAUGCUUGUGAGAAAUGCGGUGCUUGGCAGACGGCCUUGGGCUUCACGUCGCAGUUGUCGGAGCAAGAGGUCCUUCCCAACGUCGUCACUUCUAGCAGUGCCCUCUGUGCAUGCAGAGAAGGACAUCAAUGGCUCCUUGCUGUGGAGCUGCUCGGAGACCUACGGCUUUGGGGCAUCGAACUGGAUGUGGUGGCUCAUGGCAGUGUGGUCGGAGCGUGCAAGGCAGCAUGGGAACAGGCAUUCUUUCUCCAUCAUGAGCCACUAGGCGACGCGCGCCUGACACGGAAUAUCAUCAGCUACAGUGCAUUGCUCCAGUCAUGCAGUGAAUGUUCGGAGUGGUCUCAGAGCCUGCACAUCCUCCGCUCCCUGAAGACCACUGCAAGUCGGCCCGACACGGUUGCUUUAACUUCUGUUAUCAGCGCGUUUGAAGCCGAAGGAAGAUGGAAGCAAGCAUUCCAGGUUUCUUGCGGCAUAGCAGAGGCGGGGCUCCAGCGCGACCUCCUGAGCCUUGCGGCAACAUGCGCUUCAAUCUCAGCUCAUUGGGCAAAGGCCUUGACGCUCCACAGUGACUGGCAUUUGGAGGAUCCGGACCAGGCUCUGUUGUUCAGUGUGCUUAACGUUUGCAAGAGGACUGGCCAGUGGCAGGUGGCUCUGGGAUUCUGGGCGAAGGCCCCACGAGAGAAGGCUCUGGGACUCACGAACCUUGUAAUCGGCGCCUGUGGGGCUCUUGGCGCGUGGCAAGUAGCUUGCUGCUUCUUGAACUGGAUGUUGGAUGAGGACAAACAUAGCCUGGACAUCGUGACUUGCACGAGCAUCCUAAGCGUUUGCGAAGGCAGGGGCCGCUGGCAGCAGGUUCUGUGGACAUUGGAGCUCAUGCCAAAGGUCCGUGUGGUGGCGAACCAGAUCAGCUGGAACGCGGCGAUCAGCAGCGCCGAGAAGAGCAGUCGCUGGGCCUUGGCCAUCGAGUUCCUGACUCGCAUGCUUUGU